ACCCCACCACUUCUGAGACCGGUACCCAACCCUGCUCUCUCUGAACGCCAGGGCUGCGAGGCUUUGGUUUUGCCCUUUGCAGGAGUGUCCUGGGUGGCAGGGCGGGGUGCACACGGGAGCUCCCCAACAUCAGCAAGGGGUGCAAAGCAUGGAACACACGGUCACCCUGGGACGUAAAACCCACCUCGACAGCACUUCAAACCACCUGUGUUGACACCCAGGAUUAACACUCAUCCUCUGAGAAACAAACGCUACUUAAGAGUACAGCUGAGUUUUCACAGGUGGCUCUGGAGGCAGCCAGAGCAGAGCUGCCUGCUUCCACAGAAACACCCGAUCACAGAUGCACCAACGUGGUUGAGUGGGCAGAACUGCCACAAAGCAUCUAACUGAGGGGCACAGUCACACGGUCACUGCUUCCAGCCUGUGAGCUCACGGUGGUGACGACCGCUGGGGCAGGGCCGGGGAAGUGGAGGCAGGGGCUCAGCCCCUUAGCCCCAGGGGGCAGGGCAGGGGGAACUCUUGAGGAAAGGGGCAGAUCUCAGGCAGAUCACAGCCCCCAGACUCAGGGAGCAACAGGCACUCUCAGCACUGACAACAGCACUCCACACACCACACUCCUCUGGGCCCCAGGCACCUCCUUCAGGUCAGGUUCCAGAAAACAGAGAACACAUGGGGAAGCUGGCAGCAGGGCUCUCCCAGGACAGAGCUGCACCACCGAGGGAACAGGGGGUAGGGCUGCAAGUGUGCUGCAUGCCAAGGCUCUGCAGGGACGUGAGCAAGGUCAGACCAACUUUUCACGAACCCACUAACCCGCCGUUUGUCCGCAGUGCAGCUCCGGCCACCCGACGCAUGAGACCCUCCCGGGCAGACCCUUGGCAAGUGGUGGAGCCGGCGCCAGAUACAGUGCUUAGAAAGGAAGGGAGACUCGGGCUUUGAAAACCACACGUCCGAGUCAAACAGGAGUCAGCGCUGACCACGCCACGCAGAAGACCAGAGGCGAAACACAAGGAGGUGAGAUGAGUCUCCUCAAGGAGCGAAAGCCAAAAAAGCCUCACUACAUCCCCAGGCCUCCAGGAAAGCCCUUCAAGUACAAAUGCUUCCAGUGUCCCUUCACUUGCAACGAGAAGUCACAUCUGUUUAACCACAUGAAGUAUGGCCUCUGCAAAAACUCCAUCACGUUGGUGUCAGAGCAAGACCGAGUGCCCAAGUGCCCCAAAUCUAACUCAACAGACCCCAAGCAAGCCGCCCCACCAGGGCCCCCGGCUCAGCCGGCCUCCUCCAAGCCUGUCACAAAUGGACUCUCCAACUUCGACACAAAGCCCCAGCACAGCUUUGCCAAGGAAGACACCAAGGAAAACCUAGAGCUGCAGGCUCGGGGGCCGCACAGGGGCCCGGGACAGAAGCCAGCACUCCGCAAGGACACGGCACCCCCAAGCCCAGCUCCAGAAGCCGGCCUGAGCACCCAGCCUGCCCUGGACGGCGUGGUCCGCCCGUCGGCGUUUGUCCCGGUUGGGGAGCACAGACUCAAGGGGCCAGAAAGCACCGAGGCACCGGAACUGCUGGCAUUGACCAGCCCCACCACCAAGGCCGCAGCUUUCCACGCCAAGUCUGCGUUCCAUGCACCCGGCUACCCCUGGAAAGCCGGCUCACCCUUCCUCCCUCCAGAGUUUCCACCUAAAAUCUCAUCGACAAAGGGGUUUGGGGCCCUUUCCCCUUACAUGCACCCCACGAUUCCGGAGUACCCACCUCACUUCUACACGGAGCACGGGCUGGCCACCAUCUACUCGCCCUACCUGCUGGCCGGGAGCUCGCCCGAGUGUGACACACCCCUGCUGUCACUCUAUGGCGCUCAAGACCAAAGACACUUCCUGCCUCCCCCGGGGCCAACCCCUAAGCACCUGAACCCACCUCUGUCCACAUACGACCACUACAGAUUUUUCCAGCAGUACCACUCCAACUUGCCGAUUCCUUACGGAUUUUACAGGCCAGAGUCUGCGUUCUCCUCCUACGGUCUCAGACUCCCACCCACCACGAGCAUCACGCAAGAUCAAAGCCCCCGCCCGCUGGAUGAGUCCCCCCCGGUCUACCCAGCCUCGGGUCCCUCCAAGCUAAACCCUCCGAACCCCCACAAAAAACACACAGAGUUUGAAAAAGAAAGUCCAAUCCCUGAGGCCAAAGACCCUCCCAAGGCUGGGCAGAAAGACACAGAGGGGGCCAAGAUGAGCCCCCGCGCAGGCAGCGCGGCCACGGGCUCCCCGGGGAGGCCAAGCCCCACCAACUUCACGCAGACGAGCCAGACAUGCGAGGGCCUGUGCGACCUCUCCAACAAGGCAGCCCCCAGCCCCCUGGGGAGACCCCCCCAACCUGAGCAAGGCCUCACAGCCUUCAAGUCGGUCAAGAAGAGUGUGGAAUGCCCACAUGUCGUCCAGGUGACCCCCAACAGAGUGGAGUCUCCAAAAAGCCUCGGCACCGUGGACGGAGACCCGCUGGCGCAGACAGGCAGCUCCUCACUCCUCGCCGAGGCCCCACCUUCCAGCCCAGAGGACAGCUCCAGGAUGGGCCCCCUCAACCUCUCCAAGAAGCCAGCGACGAAGCUGGUGGCCGCGCAGGCGCCUGUGUAUGCAGGCAGCUCCCCAGCGGAAACCGCAGGCUUCCCGGAGCUGCAGGACCUGCCUCUCAACCUCUCAGUGCGGGACCCCUGCAACGCCCAGCCUGCAAGGCCAGCCUUCCCUAGUCGGCUGCGAGGCGCAGAGCCGGCUGCAACUGCUGCUCAGGAGACUGAAACGGAGGGUUCCGGAGAUGGAAGCCACACCGAGACAGAGCAAGGCGACCAAGACGCUGACGCGGCCCCGUCAACCAGCCCCAGCAGGAAGGCCCCGGACGCACACAUGGUGGACAGCAGCGAGGAGCAGAAGCAGACGGCGGCCGUGGCCCUGUGCCAGCUGGCGGCCUACAGCCCAGGGAACGUCCGGGUGGGCGACGGGGAGCCCACGGCACAGGAGGCCACUUGCCCGCAAGACGCGCCCACCAUCAGUUCCACGGAAAGCCAGGAGGCUCCGUGUGACCUCAGACCCAAAGGACAAAAGAGGACAAGCCAAAGGGACGCAGGAAAAUCCCAGCACGGAGCUAAGAGAGCGAAGCCUAACGACACGGCGCGAGUGCUCACGCUGCGCAAAAGGACCCGGGUGUCCUAAGGCCGAGCGCACUCGCCCCAGCUGUGGCGCCCAGUCGAAGGGACUGCCUCCCCCUCCUGUCUGGUUGGUCUUUACAAACGCAGUUUCCUCAAAAUACAGAAACAAGUUGCAAUUCGGUCUUUGUAAAUAUUAAACACAAAUAUCAAAAGGUGCUUCUACUUUUGAUUGUACAAACAUCUGUGACACAUAUACUCCAAGACUGACAAAUUAAACUUUGGCUCUCAUUUUCAUAAAAUGUCAAACGAGAAAUGUGGAACUAGAAGACAUGUGAAACUCUGAGGUGUGAGCCAUCUUACGGGAGAUCUUUUACAAGUACUUUUCUUACAAAUAUUUUAGCACUAGAACAAAUUGUUUUAAUUGGUUUUCUAUUAGAUUUAGCUGUAUGUUUUGAAGUAAAUAACAAAUACUGAAAAAAAAUCAGGAAGAAACAUUCUCAGUACUAGCAUUAAAGAUGCUGUAUGUAAAAAAAUGUUGUGAUUUGUUAUGACUAAAUAACACACAAACAUCAAUAGGCUAUUUAUACAAAUAAUUUAUUUCCAUUAGGGAAAAUGUAUUACUGGUGAAGGAAUUCUCAAUUGUUCUAUUUGCUUAUGAUGUUACAGUGAAUUUUCGGGCUUAUUCAGUCUUGUUUUCCAUUCCCUAAAAUGAUGUGUAUGUUGCUAAUUUUCCAUCACUCAUGUGAACCUUAAAGAUACAUAAAAUGAAAACAAAAUAAACCCUGUGUUAUCCGUCAGGAGUAUUUUGCCACGAUACUCAAUGAAAGAGUUUACAGCUGAGGCAACAGAGUAGAUGUGUGCAUGUGUGAGUGUGUUUGAUCACGUGAAGGUGCAUGAGCACGUGUGGGAGUGUGUGUCUGUAUGUGCUCGUGUAGGUGUGUACGUGUGCUUGAGUGUGCAUAUGUAAGUACAUGUGUG
Molecule: messenger RNA, 4108 nt
Organism: Microcebus murinus (gray mouse lemur)
Lineage: Eukaryota; Metazoa; Chordata; Mammalia; Primates; Cheirogaleidae
Source: RefSeq, a predicted model, not a curated record